ACACCUCGCGCGACAGCCCGUGAUUAGCUUGGUGAUUUCAGGCCCUUCAUAUUCCGAGGCGAUGGCCCUUCGCUUUUGCCUUGUCCUUGCACUCUUCGGCAGCGUGGAUGCCAGCCUGCGCGGAAAGCUCCAUGCGGCGGCAGGCACCAUGAGCGCCGAGCAACUUCGGGAAACCGUGCUGCAAGAAGUCACGGCCGCCCUUGGCAGCGGCAACCGAGUCACCCAGCAGCGUCUCAAGGUCAUCGAGGAUGCUGCUCGUCCCAGCUUCGAAGCCAUGCCCAAGAACGAGUUCGGCAACUUGGAAGAUGCCGCUGCCAGGUAUGUGCUUCAUCGGCUCUUUGUGCAGCGGCAUGCCAUACACAUCAAGGGUUUGGAGGCCAGCGGAAUGGAAUGGAAGAACAUGUCGACUUCAGAAGUGCUUCAAGACCACGUGCCCUCCUUCGUGCUAUCCUUGUUUGAAGACCGUCUCAAAGGUCAAGGGCUUGGGUUGCACGAGCUUGCCGUCCUUGCGGCCACCCUUGAGCAUCUGAUCCAUGACGAGGCAGUCGCCAGACUCUCUGCGGUGUACCAGGCACACAAUGUAUCUGAAGAGGCCCGCCUGGACGAGAAUGGCCUUCAGGAACUGCUCGACACCUACAUGACCAUAUUUUUGGUCGGCAGCAACAACUUCACGGCAGCAUCUGUGGGCGAGGAUCGCCGCACUGUUGUCGAUGCCUAUCCUGGCUGGCAUGACACUCAGAAGUUCACCAUGCAAGUGCGAUCCAGCGUGGUUGCUGCGCAGGCAGCCGAUGCUGACUUUUCCCCAGGCAAUUUGAGCUUCCGUGCAGCAACAGCAGUUGUGGAGGAGAUCGGGGAGCGCUAUGGCCGCUGGCAAGAUGCCGAGUGCCGAGAUCUCAAGAGUUUGCUGACCAAGAUUGAGCAUGCAGGCACAGGCAGGGUACUUUUGAAGGACUUCUAUGGGUCCGCCCUGAACGGGAAUUGGCAGUUCUCUGAGAGCGUGGACUACUUGCGAGAGCUCGGUGCCCUGGACGAGUCUGACCCUGCCAAUCCAGCAGUUCUGAUCCCAAACUAUGUGAACUCGCAGUCGAACUGUGUGGCCUCUAGCAGCGUCUACUCAGUUUGCUGCAUCGACGAGUGCGAAGCCCUGCUGGGCCACCUGGAAAGGCAGGUGGCUGCUCCUGAGGCAAGCCCUGAGCAGCUUGUGUCUCUGGUGUCUGAGCUGCCGUCUGCCACGGUGCCGGCUCCCAGAACGCUGCCAGACAGCCUGAAGAGCCGCAUGAAUGAGGUGGCAAGCCACCACGGUGGCCAGGUGCCGUUGCACGGGCGUUUGUUCGCCCAGUGGCUGCACCACGCUUACCCAAGGGAAUGCCCUUUCCCGCACGUUGCGGGCAAAGCCAACCCCAUGACUGCAGACGAAUGGGCGGCCCGCCACAGCGUCUCCGCCUCCACGCCCGAGAUGCAGCGGGCGGCCGAAGCGGCGGCGCCGGUGGCUGUGAGUCAAAUGCCAUGGACGGCGUGGCUGAGUUAUCAGCCCGAGCGUUAGCAUUGGAAGCGGCGAUGGGUGAGGCAGCUGAUUUGCUAGCGGCACCCGUCCCGUUGGGCUACAUCAGCGUGCCAUACUUGCGGACGAUGGCCACGCAGUUGAUCUGAGUGGGCUAUGUUGAGAUUUCUUCUGCUCUGGGCAAAGACCCGGCAACAGUUGCCGAGUAGCUUGCGCAAUGCCAAGCUCUUCCUGGCCUCUUUCCAAAUCGGUCUCAGGGUUUUGCUCUUGUCGCUCGGAGUGCUGGCGUAGGGGGUGAGGUGGGUGAGUUCAAAGCUUGGCUGCGUUGCUCAGGCCGGAGACUUUGUGGAGUUCGAGCCGAAGUUAGAUUUGUCAGCUGUGCAGUACAACCUUUCCGACCUCAGCUCCACAGUGCCCCCCCCCAUGCCAGGCAUUGGUUUCGUUGGCCGAUCAGCACCUUGAGUUUCUGGUUCCUGCAAGUAGUUGGUCAGCGCUUAGCAGCCUUGGAGACGUCAGUGGAGGAGAUAGCAGCUUAUUACAAGAAGCUCACUAGUUAUAUAUUGUAUUUGGCAGGCAGCCGGGGAUGUGGUCCGAUCAGCGCUGCUAAUAUUCCAGAUGAAGUCAUGCAGUUGGCUCAGCUUUCCAAUCGCUGGCGGCCGCAACUACUUUGCGACCAAGUGAGUUCGCAAGACAGCCAAUCAGUGGAGCUCGAGGGAAAGGAGCCCGACAGAUCUAACCUGCGGGCGUCGGCCAGCUCCUGCCCUCCUUGCCGAGUUCUUCUUUGUCAGAGCUGCCCUGAACUGACGCUGCGAGCCGCGAUCGGGGGAGAGUGCCUGCCUGCCAUCAGCUCAAGCUGUGAUGCUUCUGCAGGUGUCCGACAGAAUGCGUGCUGCAAGAAGGCCCCAGACACAGCAAAGCCAGCUUUGAAGGUACCCAGAGCGACAGCUUCUUCAGUGCAGGCGGUAGACUUUCUGAAUUUCCCAGCUUCGCUACCUAAGUCGACGUGCAAAUUCACUCCACUUGUGUUUCUAUAGGGCACGCAGGGUGAAGCAACCUUGCGCCUCUGGCAACGCACAGAGCUGCCGUGGAGCGGCUCCGCCACCUGAUGGGGGCAUAGAUGACAAACGCGGCGCGCUGGUCCUGCAGGGCCAUCCGCAGAAGGACGCCAAGAGAUUUCCAAGUGCGCAGAGGAGCAGCUGAUCGUCGCGAAGGCGUCUUCACCUCGCUCGUAUUUCAGGACCUUUUGCCUCUACCUUGCCGCCACGGCGGCCUGCGUCGCCUUUUUGCGGGAUUCCCUGGCGAAGCUUCGCACCCAUCGCGGGGUCUUGCUGCCCGUGUCGCAGAAGCAGCACGCCUGCUAAGAGAGAGACGGCGAAUGGUAGGUUCAACGACCGAGGCCUUCAGCUAGUCGUUUCACUUGUCGCACUCCGGCAACUGUCAAAUAUGUUGCACGCAAAUUGAGAGAGCUCACGAGCAUAGAGGGUAAUG
Messenger RNA from Effrenium voratum, 2989 nucleotides. Lineage: Eukaryota; Dinophyceae; Suessiales; Symbiodiniaceae. The record is from the annotation of a GenBank genome assembly.